Molecule: messenger RNA, 1098 nt
Organism: Trypanosoma theileri
Lineage: Eukaryota; Euglenozoa; Kinetoplastea; Trypanosomatida; Trypanosomatidae
Exons: 1
Coding region: 1-1098 (365 amino acids)
Source: RefSeq, a predicted model, not a curated record
AUGUGGGAUACCCUAUUCCGCCUAGAGGCCUGCGAGGCUGAUGCCGCCAUUGAUGCACUUCCAUUUCUUCCCGAAAAUCCACACACACCACAGUUCCGUUUCAAACAUGCGGCUGUUAGCACAGUACAGGAUACAUUUCCCUCUACAUUUCGUUUCUAUUCUAGCUACGUAUUCCUGCAUAUCUUCACUGCACUACAAGUGAUUCUGGGAAUUUUCACAUUAUAUAUUUUUAAUUACAUGGGAACGAUUCGAUACUAUUAUGGUCCAAAGUUUAUUAUUGUACAAAUCAAUGAAAAUGUAUCCUCUUCUUCUUCUUCCUCUUCCUCUUCCUCUUCCUCUUUUCAGGAGUGGGAAAAACAAUUGCAAGUAGUACAAAAUCCUAGAAGAGCUAUGGGUUGUGUUUAUCUUGCCAUUUCUUCUUUUGGUAUUUUCUUUGUCAUAUUUCUUGCUCUAUAUGUUGUUAUUACAAACAGCGAUUGGUGUUUAUCUCUGGAAAUGAAACGCUGGUCGUCUGUCCAGGAAAGUAACUUCCAGAGAGAGAUCAUGCGUGAUGCGAUGACAACGUUUGAGUCACGGGAUUCAACUUUCUCUAAUCUUAACCGUCGUCAUCCUCAUCAGCAUCGUCCUUAUAAUGAUAAUGAUCAUUAUCAUUAUUAUUAUGAUCAUGAUCAUCAUCAGAUGGGGCAGAGGGAGAAGCAAGUUUAUUCUGCCAAUGAGAGUAGUGGUUCUCGUCUCCGUCGACUGGGUGUUCGAUGGGUCUCCUGUACGCGACCUUAUUACGCUUUUCCAUCCCGUUAUCUUAGUGAUUUUGAUUAUCGACAUGAUCUUCAUGUGAGGUAUGGUUCUUAUGCAACUAGACGUGAUCCAAAGCGAAUUAUUUUCUAUUUAUCAACUCCUUUUGUACUUCUUUUAACUAUUAUUGAUAUUAUAACAGUGGAUGAUAUGCGGGUGAUGGGAGUGCAAAUAACGUUUUUGCAAGGGUUGUUAUUGGCCUGUGGUCCAUUGUUUUUACUGUAUGUGGUACAGAAUAUCUUGAGAAGAGGGUUGACGUGUGAAAAAACUUUUGUUAGAGAUCUUGUGAAUGUCUUGGCGGCAUAA